UUGCUAGUGGACAAUGAGGGAAUUCGAGGGGGAGCAUUUACAGAUGGGAAAUGCAAACCAAGCACCACAUCAAGGUCAUCAUAUCCUCAAUGUCAUCCACUUCUGAAGGUGGAAAGAGAGAUGUUUGUCUGUGGGAAAAGAUUUCAAACAUAAGUACGACUGGAAAAGUAUUGAGGUGGAAAUUGACAUGAAUGAGAAAGUUCUAACAAAAUGUUUUAACCAAUUACACAGCCUGAGGAAACUUAACUAUUUGCAGCAGGAAAAAAAACUGUACAUGUGUGGAUGAGGACUCAACUGAUCUUCCUACCUGGAAAGACCCAAGGACACUAGCACCAUGGAGAAACCAUGGAAAUGUGAUGAUUGUGGGAAGGGAUUUAAUUAUCCUUCCCAGCUGGAUGUACACCGACGCAGUCACACUGGGGAGAAACCAUGGAAAUGUGGGGACUGUGGGAAGGGAUUCAAUUACCCGUCCCAGCUGGAAAUUCAUCAGCGCAGUCACACAGGGGAGAAACCGUGGAAAUGUGGGGACUGUGGGAAGGGAUUCAAUUGCCCGUCCCAACUGGAAACACAUCGACGCAGCCACACUGGGGAGAGACCGUUUGCCUGCUCUGAGUGUGGGAAGGGAUUCACUAAAUUAUCCAAUCUCACAGUCCACCAGCGUGUUCACACUGGGGAGAGGCCUUUCACCUGUUCUGUGUGUGGGAAGGGAUUUGCGCUGUUAGCCAGCCUGCAGGGUCACCAACGCGUUCACACUGGAGAGAAGCCAUUUAGCUGCACUUCCUGUGGGAAGAGUUUCAGGUAUUCGUCUACGCUCAUUGAACACCAGCGAGUUCACACUGGCGAGCGGCUCUUCACUUGUACCGAAUGUGGGAAGGGAUUUACUCAGUCAUCCACCCUACUGAGGCACCAGCAGGUUCACGUUGGGGAGAGGCCAUUCACCUGCUCCGAAUGCGGGAAGGGUUUCACUCAGUUAUCCCACCUGCUGACCCACCAGCGCAUUCACACCAAUGAGAAACCGUUCACCUGCGCUCGUUGUGGAAGGAGUUUCAGACAUUCAGGCAGCCUCACUUCACACCAGCGUGUUCACACCGGGGAGAGGCCCUUCAGCUGCUCCGAGUGUGGGAAAUCAUUCACUGAGUUGUCCAGCCUCAUUUCUCACCAGCGGCUUCACACAGGGGAGAGGCCGUUCAAUUGCUCGGAGUGUGGGAAAGGAUUCACUCAGUUAUCCCACCUGCUGUCGCACCAGCGGGUCCACACUGGGGAAAAGCCCUUCAUUUGUGCUCACUGUGGAAAGUGUUUCCGGCAUUCAGGUAGCCUCACUGAACACCAGCGCACGCACACAGGGGAGCGGUCGUUCACCCCUCACAAACGUGGGAAAGAAUUUACUCAGCCGACAAACCUGGUGGUACACCAGUCCCCGCCUCCAGUUCAUUGGUUGGAGGGACAGCUGCAACCAAUUGGUUAUGCAACACCGCCCUCUUUACCUAUUGGUCUGGAGAUGCCGUCAAUCAUUCUGGACGCGGGAAGGAGUAUGCGUGGAACCGGUCUGGAGACUCCGUGUACAGCGCAUGCGCAGUCGCUGUCCGUGUCCGUGUCUCUGAUCGUCCAUGACUUGUUUCUCGAAUCCACAAAGGGUGAGAUUCAGGCGGAUCGGUGGGAGCUGCGGGUGGGCGGAGAGGUUUCAAGAGCACUUUGUGUCAGUCGCAAAUUCCGAAUAAGAAACUCCCGGUCGCACCAAAUGGAAAGACGCCUCCAGGUUUUCUACCCUCAAAUCGUGAUUGGGAUUUUGGACAUGGAGCGAAAUGGCACCAGUCACAUCUGCUCUAUGUGCGGACGAGGCUUCAGCCAACCAUCUGACCUUUCCAGGCACAUCCGCUGUCACACUGGGCAGAAAGCGUACACAUGUCCUGUGUGUGGCCAAGGCUUCACCUUAUCAUCCGGUCUGUCCCAACAUCAGUGCAGUAAGAGCCGGGAAAAGCCGUGGAAAUGUGAGGACUGCGGGAAGGGAUUCAGAAUCCCCUCCGAGCUGGAAGCCCACCGGCGCAGUCACACGGGGGAGAGGCCGUUCACCUGCUUCGAGUGCGGGAAAGGCUUCAGUCGGUCGUCGACUUUGCAGAAACACCGGCGGCUCCACACCGGGGAGAGGCCGUUCGCUUGCUCCGAGUGCGGCAGGGCGUUCGCUCAAUCAUCCGACCUUCGGACGCACCGGCGGGUCCACACGGGGGAGAGACCUUUCACCUGCUCCGAGUGCGGGAAGGGCUUCAUUCAGUCUUCCACUCUGCAGAAACACCAGCGGGUUCACACCGGGGAGAGGCCAUUCGCUUGCUCCGAGUGCACGAAGAGAUAUACUCAGUUAUCCGACCUGCUGAGACACCGGCGGGUCCACAACGGGGAGAGGCCGUUCUCCUGCUCGGUGUGUGGGAAGGGCUUCACUCAGUCGUCCCACCUGCUGAGCCACCAGCGGGUCCACACCGAUGGGAGACCCUUCAAAUGCCCACGUUGUGGGAAGUGCUUCAAAAGAUCUGGGGAACUGACGCGCCAUCAACUCGUUCACACCGACGAGAGGCCAUUCAGAUGCUCUCACUGCGCGACUGGCUUCAGGCAAUCGUCUGACCUUACAAAACACCAGCGGGUUCACACCGGGAAGAGGCCGUUCUCCUGCUCCGUGUGCGGGAAAGGGGAUUCGCAGAGUCGGCCUCCUCAAUAUCGUGGGAUUUUGAACAUGGAAAGAAAGAGCACGGCUCACAGUGAAGAGAAACCAUAUAUGUGUUCUGUGUGUGGACAAGAGUUUAGCCGAUCAUCUGACCUGUUGGAACAUAAUUGCAGUCAUGGGAAGGACAAGAGCUGGACAUGUGGGGACUGUGGGAAGGGAUUCAAUUACCCAUCUCAGCUGGAAGCUCACCGUCGUUGUCACACUGGGGAGAAACCAUUCACCUGCUCCAAAUGCGAGAAGGGUUUUACUGCCUUAUCUACCCUGGUGAUACACCAACGUGUUCACACUGGGGAGAAACCUUUUAAAUGUCUAGUCUGUGGGAAGUGCUACAAGCGUUCUGGGGAAUUGAUGGCUCAUCAACGUGAUCACACUGAUGAGAGACCUUUUAAAUGUACACACUGUGGGAAAUGCUAUAAAACGUCUGGGGAACUGAUGUCCCACCAACGUGUUCACACUGAUGAGAAACCAUUCAGGUGUUCUCACUGCGGGACUGGGUUCAAGAGAUCAUAUGAGCUCACUGUGCACCAGCGAGUUCACACAGGUGAGAGGCCGUUCAUCUGCUCAAAGUGUGAAAAGAGAUUCACUUGUUCGUCCAACCUGCUGAAACACCAGCGACUUCACACAGGGGAGAGGCCGUUCACCUGCCCCGACUGUGGGAAGGGGUUCACUCAGUUAUCCAGCCUGCAGGUGCACCAGCGAAUUCAUACAGGGGAGAGGCCAUUCACUUGCUCAGAGUGUGGGAAGGGGUUUAUCCAGUCGUCGAAAUUGCUGACACAUCAGCGAUUUCACUCUGGGGAGAGGCCAUUCACCUGCUCUGAGUGUGGGAAAGGAUUCACAACCUCUUCCCACCUGCUGACACAUCAGCGAGUUCACAAGUAGUGACAAGUGAUUUGUAUUUUGCUGGGGUUGAUGUUAAUCACAUCCAGGACUGAACCAUGUUCACUGGGGUCUGAUUUAGGUGCUGUUACUGAACUUCUUAUAAGGUCUAAUAUUCCAGCCAAAAGUCAAAUAAAUAAGCUUUGUGUUCAGUACA
Molecule: messenger RNA, 3746 nt
Organism: Rhincodon typus (whale shark)
Lineage: Eukaryota; Metazoa; Chordata; Chondrichthyes; Orectolobiformes; Rhincodontidae
Product: zinc finger protein 271-like
Exons: 5
Coding region: 335-3592 (1085 amino acids)
Source: RefSeq, a predicted model, not a curated record